Leptonychotes weddellii (Weddell seal) is the source of this 3905-nucleotide messenger RNA. The record is from RefSeq and is a predicted model, not a curated record. Lineage: Eukaryota; Metazoa; Chordata; Mammalia; Carnivora; Phocidae.
UGUCCGCCCACCUCCGGCCUCGCUCAGCCCACCGAGUCCGAUGGCGGCGGCCGCGCGCAGGGACCCGGCUCAGGAGCAAAGUGCAGCGCGGCCAUGAGGCCUGUCCCCUCGCCGCCCGAGAAGUCCGUCUCUCCUGGCGGGAAUGAGGUGGGCUAAGCCGGGUGCGAAUAGGCGUUCUCUGGCCGCCAGAGAAGAGAGCCCGCCGCGGGGGUCAGCGAGGAGGCCGGGCGCCCGGGAGGAGGCAAUGGCGGUAGUCGGUGGUACUGUCCACGGACUGCUGCUCGGCCCGCCUUGGAUGUUGGAGAACUGGUGGCCUCCUGGUGUAUAUUCUGAGAAGGGCUACGGCGAAGUGUGGGUGUUGCAGGGUGGUGUGACCUUUGAGGACAUUGCCGUGUACUUCUCCUGGAAGGAGUGGAGGCUUCUUGAUGAGGCUCAGAGACGGCUCUACCACCAUGUGAUGCUGGAGAACUUUACACUUAUAUCCUCACUGGGUUGUUGCUGUGGAGCAGAGGAUGAGGAGGCACCCUUUGCCCAGAGCACUUCUGUAGGCGUGUCACAGACCAGGACGCCCAAGGCAGCUCAGUCUUCCCGGAAGACCCACCCCUGUGAGAUGUGUGGUCCAGUCUUGAGAGGCAUUUUCCACUUGGCUGCGCACCAGGGAAAAGAAAACAGCCAGAAACUGUUGAGGUGUGGGGCCUGUGGGAAACGAUUUUAUUUCAUUACUGACUUCAGAAAACAUGAGAAACAGCACAUGGGAGAGAAACCCUUCAGAAGCCGUGUGGACAGGGCCUCUGUUGUGAAGAGCUGGGGAUUCCAUGGUGCAGGAAAGCCCCUUACCUGUGGAGAGGUUCAGAAGGACUUCCUGUCUGGCUCGGGGCAUCUGCAGCAAGAGGCCACUCGUACUGGGGAGAAGCCACACACGAUCACCCAGUGCAGGGCAACUUUACAAAGCAGAAAAAGUCAUGACACCUGGGGAGAAAGCAAGAACGCCUUUGGUCCCAAACACACACAUAUUCAGGACCAGGGUGUCCGCCUUGGAAGACAGUCCUUUGUGUGCAGUGAAUGCGGGAAAGCAUUCAGGUACAAAUCUUUAUUUGCCAUACACCAGAGAUACCAUACUGGAAAAACAUACGAGUUUGGUCAAUGUGGAAAAUCCCUUAGGCAGACACCAACCCUGAAUGAACAUGGAAAGACUCACAGCGCAUCCAGACAGUACACGUGCAGCAAAUGUGGGAAAUCCUUAGGCCGUAAAUCUGUCCUCAUUGAUCCCCAGGGAUGGCACAGUGGGGUGAAGAGUUAUGUUUGCAGUGGAUGUGCAAAAGCUGUUAGCUGUAGCUCAGUGUUGAUGACUCAUAGGGUUGAGUCUGGAGAAGGGUUUUAUAAGUGUCGUGGCUGUGCAAAAUCUUUUCCCUCUAUGUCUGCCCUCUCACAUCAUCAGAGAUCUCAUGCAGGGAAAAGACGGUAUGAGUGCAGUGAUUGUGGGAAAUCUUUUACCAGUAGUUCUGCCCUCCGUUCUCACCAGAUAGUUCACACUGGUCAAAAGCCUUAUAAAUGCAGUGCAUGUGGGAAAUCUUUUGUUCGUAAUUCUUCCCUACGUUAUCACCAGGCAAUUCAUAGUGGAGAAAGGCCGUUUGAGUGUAACGAAUGUGGCAAAUCUUUUAUGAGUAGUAAUGGCCUCCGAUAUCACCAUAAUGUUCACAACGGAGUGAAGCCUUAUAAGUGCCAUGAAUGUGGCAAAUCUUUUAUGAGUAGUUCUUGCCUUCGUUGUCAUCAGACCAUUCACACUGGAGAAAAGCCUUAUAAGUGUGACGAGUGUGGGAAAUUCCUUGCUAGUAGUUAUUCCCUUCGUUCCCACCAGAGACUUCAUACUGGAGAAAGGCCUUAUGUGUGUAUUGAAUGUGGGAAAUCCUUUCUCCAUAAAGUUACCCUUAGUAAACACAUAAAGCUUCACUCAGGUGAACGGCCUUAUGAGUGUAAUGAAUGUGGGAAAUCUUUCACUACUAGAUAUACCCUCCGUUAUCACCAGCGAAUUCAUACUGGACAAAAGCCUUAUCAGUGCAUUGAAUGUGGGAAAUCUUGUACUACUAGUUCUGAUCUCCGUAGUCACCAGAGAGUUCACACUGGAGAAAGGCCUUAUGAGUGCAGUGAAUGUGGGAAAUCUUUUACUCGUAAUUCUGCCUUCCGUUAUCACCGGAGACUUCACACUGGAGAAAGGCCUUAUGAGUGCUGUGAAUGUGGGAAAUCUUAUACUAGUAGUGCUGCCCUCCGUUCACACCAGAGUGUUCACACUGGACAAAAGCCUUAUGAAUGCUGUGAAUGUGGGAAAUCUUUUACCACUAGUUCUGCCCUCCGUUAUCACCAGAGAUUUCACACUGGACAAAAGCCUUAUAAGUGCAGCGAAUGUGGCAAAUCUUUUACCACUAAUAAACAGCUCCGUGUUCACCAGGUAGUUCACAGUGGAGAGAGGCCUUAUGAAUGCCCUGAAUGUAGCAAAUCCUUUUCACGAAAACAUACACUCAAUACACACAAAAAGCUUCACUCAGGUGAACGGCCUUAUGAGUGUAAUGAAUGUGGGAAAUCAUUUACUGUUAGUUCUACCCUCCGUUUGCACCAGAGAGUUCAUACUGGAGAAAGGCCUUAUGCAUGUAAUGAAUGUGGGAAAUCUUUUACUGGUAGUUCAGCCCUCCGUUCGCACCAGAGUGUUCACACUGGAGAAAGGCCUUAUGAGUGCCGUGAAUGUGGGAAAUCUUUUAUCAGUCAUAAUGGUUUUAGAUACCAUUGUAGUCUUCACACUGCAGGAAGGAUUUAGAAUAGCACAGAAGGUGAUACUUCCUUGCUUAGUAUAGUUUAGGCUGGAGGACAACCUCUGAGGCAGCCACCUACCUGACUCGAACGUGGUUCACCUGAAUGUCCACCGUGGAGUGACUUCCCAUAAGUUCCAGCUAUUUUCAGAAAAACUCAGAACCUGCAUUGUGCUCUCUGGUGUGCAUGCAAGUCAUUGCAAGAUGGAAGUCCCCGUCAGUGUCUGUGGCAGAUGUCCUUUCACCUCUGCCACCUGGCGGUUCCCAAUAGUGUGCAUAAGUCACCACCCCAACAUGGUUAAUGAUGCCGACCUGUCUGCUUUCUCGUUUGUGCAUCUAAAUUAUGGGUAAUUGGAACUCCUCAUUUCGUUCUAAGUUAGGGCAUGGAUGUGACCCAGUGUUGGUCCACAGUGGGUGAUCUGAGUUCUGGGUGGUGACUUGCACAGGAAGACUAAAUCCCAUGGAGAUGUUGUUGGUCUCAUGAUGCUUUGAUGACUGUUUGCAGCUCCCAGGUCACCACACAGGAAUUGUGUGCUACGUGUUGCUCUGGUUGAUGCAUUAGUAAACGCCAUCUUGGUUUAGUUACCUUUUAUCUUGUAUGUUGUGUGCACUCUAGGGGGUGGUUUGAAAGUAGGAUUGGGCUCUCCCAACAUGAGGGAACGAGUAGAUUGAGCAUCCCAGACUUGCUGUGUCUGAGAGGAUAAUUGCAAAUAAAUAAAAAAUACGGACAUAUAUACAUAAAUAAUCCAGCUUCUGUGUAAAUUUGCAGUAUAACCCAAGACCUUUGUGAUGGGCUGAUUUGUACCCCAAAUCCAUAUUUUGAAGUUUUAACCCCCAGUCCCUCACAAUGUUAACAGUAGUUAGGUAUAGCAUCUUUAAAGCGAUCAUGAAGUUGAAAUGCGUUAUUAGGAUGGACUCAUGUAGAAUGGCUGGCACCGUGAUAGGGAGACGAGGAUACAGGCACACACAGAUCACCAUGUAAAGACAGGGAAUCCCCAUCUACAAGCCAAGGAGAGAGGCCUCAGAAGAAACUAACCCUGCUGACACCUUAUGUUUGAUGUUGAGACUCCAGGUUUGGGGGGAAAUAAAUUUGUUGUCUGAUCA